AUGCGAAUACGUUUCCACGCUCGCCAGAAAUCACGACGGCACAGUGUUGACCAACCACGAUCAGCAACGCCUCUGUCAUGUUGUGUGCAGGGAUCGCUGCAGUUUUGGUCGAGAAUGUCAAGUGCCUCUGCAGAGCGGUCGCAGAAGCACAGAUCUCGUUUGAUGGUUUGCAAUGAACAGCUGAGGUUCUGCAAACGAGGACAUGCCACACUGGCCGCACGUUCAGACAACCAGCGUGUGGAAUCGCAGGGGCUGCUCCUCCAGGGUCACCAAAAGCUGAGGACUGAGCAUAUUCGUGAAACUUGCGAAGCAUACCAGGACUGGGCCAGCCACUGGGAGGAAGUUCAGCGCCAGGGCGUUGCAAGGGUCAAAACAUUCAAUGACCUCGUUCAAGCAGAGGCGGUGGCUUUGUCGGGCCAUAGAGCAAAGUCUGUGCAUUGGGGGUACCAAGUAUCCCGGGAGCUGAUGACGGGCCUCGAAAUACCAUUGGAUUCAGCAGGUCAGGUGAUAAUAGUUCGUACGUGGUGGUCAAGAUGGAGCACACUGGAUUGA
This is a messenger RNA of Ostreobium quekettii, 552 nucleotides long. NCBI's taxonomy places the organism in Eukaryota, Viridiplantae, Chlorophyta, Ulvophyceae, Bryopsidales, Ostreobiaceae. The record is from the annotation of a GenBank genome assembly.